Molecule: messenger RNA, 4892 nt
Organism: Xyrauchen texanus (razorback sucker)
Lineage: Eukaryota; Metazoa; Chordata; Actinopteri; Cypriniformes; Catostomidae
Gene: ugt5a1
Product: UDP glucuronosyltransferase 5 family, polypeptide A1
Exons: 2
Coding region: 146-1729 (527 amino acids)
Molecular function (GO): UDP-glycosyltransferase activity
Source: RefSeq, a predicted model, not a curated record
UCUUUCAAAGGAACCUUUCACCUGAAUGCACAUUCUUAUAACGCUCAUAAACAGAGUAUGAUUAAUGCAUCGAAGUUUUUGGGUUCUACACUCCAUCAAGGUGAAUUUCAAGGAGUAGGUGCAUGAGCAGGUUUUCAGAUUGCACAUGAAGAUGCAUCAUUCAGUACCUAUCAUUGUGUUGACACUCUUAUACACACCACCUGGAAUAGACGGAGGCAAAGUGCUGGUGUUUCCACUAGACGGAAGUCACUGGGUAAACAUGAAGAUCCUUAUAGAGGAACUGCAUGCCAAAGGGCACAACUUGACUGUGUUGAGAGCCUCUAACAGCUGGUAUAUCAAGAAGGAUUCUCCUUUCUACAAUUCCAUCACCAUUCCAAACACUGGAGGAUUUGAUGAGGAGUUUUUCAGUUCAAUGAUCAGUCAGCUCUUGAAGAUUAAAAGAGAAGGGAAUUCCAUUUGGAACCGCAUUCAACUGGAGUAUGAAGUCAUCUUGAAAUUUAAAAGCAUGCAUGAAGAUAUGACACAGAUGAUCGAAAAACUAUUAGAGGACAAGGAAAUUAUGAAAUCAAUCAAAGAUGCCCACUAUGAUGUGAUACUGGCAGACCCAGCUGUUGGAGGUGGUGCGAUACUUGCACACAAAUUUAAUAUACCUCUGGUUUUUAAUGCUCGGUGGACGAUUAAUGGAGAGGGACAUUUUGCUAUUGCUCCUUCGCCCCUGUCUUAUAUUCCUGUCCCAGGAAUACUGUUAACAGACAUGAUGUCAUUUCUCCAACGGGUCAAGAAUGUUCUGAUUUACUUUUUCACCCUGUUCCAGAUUACAAUGAUUGCUGACCCCCCCUACAAAUCGUUCUGUAACAAACAUAUUGGUCCUGAUGUUCAUUACUUCACCCUUUUCCAGGAAGCAGACAUCUGGCUCAUGAGAACUGAUUUCACUUUUGAGUUUCCAAGACCCACAAUGCCAAAUAUUGUCUACAUGGGUGGCUUCCAGUGCAAACCUGCUAAGCCACUUCCAGCAGACCUUGAGGAAUUUGUGCAGAGCUCUGGACAACAUGGAGUCAUCAUCAUGACUUUAGGUACCCUUAUUGCUCAGCUUCCACAUGAUGUCACAGAUGAGAUAGCGGCGGCUUUUGCUCAACUUCCCCAAAAGGUUAUAUGGAGAUACACAGGACCUCGACCUGUUACCCUUGGAAACAACACAUUACUUGUAGACUGGCUCCCCCAGAAUGAUCUGCUCGGACAUACCCAGAUUAAAGCAUUUGUAGCACAUGGAGGCACCAAUGGAGUUCAGGAAGCCAUCUACCAUGGGGUGCCUAUUGUGGGUCUCCCUUUAGUGUUUGAUCAACCUGACAAUCUCUUCAGAAUGGAAGCGAAGGGAACGGCAAAAAUUGUAGACAUUGCAACUCUGGACAGGACUGUGUUUCUAGAGGCAUUAAAGGAGGUAUUGCAUAACCCAUUUUACAAGGAAAACAUGCAGAGACUGUCCAAGCUGCACCAUGAUCAGCCAAUGAAACCCCUCGAUCGUGCUGUCUUCUGGAUUGAGUUUGUCAUGAGGAAUGGAGGAGCCCCUCAUUUACGAACACAGUCUUUCAGAAUGUCCUGGAUUGCAUAUCACUCUAUAGAUGUUAUUUUGACUUUAAUUGCGACUCUUUUCAUGUGUGUAUUUUUCACUAUGUAUGUGAUUAGAUAUAUUUUUAGAGUUUUAUUCAAAACUAAAGUAAAACGUGCGUGAUAUUAAGACAGUGAUAUAUAGAAAUAAAUAUAGAAGAUUUUUGUAGAUAAAAAUGAAAUAAUUCUUGAAUGUGUUUUUUAAGGGUUUGUAAAACAUUUUGGUCCAAAGCAUGAGAUUAAAUAAUAAUUCAGACCAAAAAUAACUUUUCUCUUGAUAUAUCCAUAAAUUGUGUACUGCCUUUGUUUGCAUUCAACAAACUACUGUAUGACAUUACAAUAUUGAGAAUAUUGAGCCAAAAUACAAGAUUAAAAUCAUUUACAUGCACAAUUGACUGUACAAUACUAAAAAAAGGUUUAACUUGGAAAUGUGAAAAGCUUCUCUUUAUCAGCUUUAUUUGAGCUCUAAUCUAACAGUUCUAGAAACACUACAGCCUAAAUUAGAGGCAAUUAAUCACAUCAUGUACAUGAUACGUUAUCACUCCCUGACUCAUAGGCCUACAUGUUGAGAAGUUGUUAAGUCUAUUAAUGAUGCUUACAACAGUCCCUAACACUUACAGAUGUUGCUUGUUUUUGUUGAAGCAUUAUUUAAAAGAUCAAAAAGAGAUUCUUUCAUAUCAAAAAAUCUAAAGAUUAUUCAAUAACAACAAAUAACCGAGCAACUAAAGAUGCUGUAUAUGUGAAAGUAUUUGAAUAGUUCUAAGACAUUUACAGCAUGGCCACUAUUGCUACAGUACCAUCCAGCAUUACAGAUUAAAGCCUCACGGUGUCUUCACCGGACAUGACUGGCAUGUUGCAUUGCAUCAAAAGCGAUUAUAGCCUAAUCAAAGAUGCCAAAUAUCAUAUGUGUGAAUCUUUGUGACAUGAAUUUGAUUAGUUAUACAAUUAAAUAACUUUGGAUUGUUAAAUUAAAGCCAGCUUGUUGGUCUCUGGUCUACUCGGCUUUUGUUUUUAACUACAUGUAUAUGCAGUUUUAGCAACAAUAACAUCAUCAUAAUUAUAAUAAGUAAAUGUAUGUACAAGUGGAUGACGGUUGUAAAUAAAGUAUAAUACAGAUAAUUCACCAUUGCUGAAGUCUUCUUAACACACAACGUGCUUUCUGCACGUCAUUUAAAAUGUUAACUUCAUCGUAGUCUGCACUUGAAGUGACUUUGACGCUUCCAGUGCAGACAGCCUCAAGCCAUUGCGUCACGUCAACGGACACAUCCGAUCCAGACAGGGUCUAGUGCUGCAUUCCACACUAAGUUGGAAGUAGGAAAACCAGUUUAAAUUUCCCACUUCCAACCUCAAUGUACUGUAGUACCAGUGCUGGGCAGAUUACUUCUGAAUUGUAAUUGGGACUGAUUACAAAUUACAUGACAAAAAAUGCAAUCAGGAACAUAAUCUCGCAGAUUACAUUUUCAGUAUAAUCUAAUCUGAUCCCUUUUGGACUACUUUUAGAUUACUUCCAACCAAUCUUUUUUAUUUGAUGUCACAUGCAUUUAUUAUGGAAGUUUCUAGAAAUAUGGACAGGUUCCCGGGGUGUGUUAAACAACCGUGGUAAUGCAAUUUUACCAUUUUAAAAAGGGCAUCCUUGUGUGGUAAGAUAUAAGACCAGUUAUAUUUGGGAAUCAAUGUAACAAAAACGGCAUCAAGGCUUUCACUAAAGCAAAAGUGCAUUUUAAAACCAAGUACAAAAGCAAUUCACUAAACGAAAAAAAUGUUACACCAUAAACGCAACUCUAUUACAUUGUGAAUAUGAAACGAUGUGUAUUUGGGCAUUUUGAUGCAUUUGAUGGACAAAUCCCUUCCAAUGACAUAGUAACACUUAGUUAAAUUACACAAGAGUGAUAAUUCAAAUAAUACUUAAAAUGUGUUCGUCAAGAGUUAAGAAAUUUAAGAAACAUGCAAACUGCUAAGUGACUCCAGCCAGGUCUCCAAAGCAACCAAAUUAGCAUGGUUGCUAGGGAGGGUAGAGUCCCAUGUGGUAAUCUCCUCGUGGUCGCGAUUAGUGGUUCUCGCUCUCAAUGGGGCACAUGGCUAGUUGCGUGUGGAUCACGGCGAAUAGCAUGAGACUCCACAUGCUGUGAGCCUCUACAGUGUCAUGCACAGUGAGCCACGUGAUAAAAUGUGUGGAAUGACUGUCUCAGAAGUGGAGGCAACUGAGACUUGUCCUCCACCACCCGGAUUAGGAAUUGGUGGCCAAAUUAGGGAAAGAAAAAAAGACACAUGCAAACAUAUCUUCAAAUGCUUCUUUAAGUUUACAUUGCACUUACAUUGCAUAUUGAUUUUUUCCCCCCAAAUUACCUUGAAAGUGAAAUUAUCUCUGUAUAUCCAAUGGUCAAACGCUGAUUUAGACUGCUCCAUCAUCACCUGGCUAAGGACGAGUAUCAGGUCUGUGGCAAUUUGAAAACCCUCCCCCUCUCCCAAAAACACUGAAGAGUUACUGAACACAUAUAGCUAGGCUGCGUGAAAUAUUUUAAAGAUUUUAAAAAUAGAAUAUUUCCAUAUAAUGAACAAUUUACUCCUGUUGCCUAAAUAUCAUCACAAUCUUUUCACAGAACUUGAUUUUUGUAAUCUGAUUAAGUAAUCCAUAUGACAUGUAAUCAGUUACUACCCAGCACUGUGUAUUAAAGCAGUUUAUCUGGCUGUCCCAAAAUCAGUAGGCUAAAUUAAUAGUUUAAAAUAGCCACGUUAUUCAGAACUCUAGGGGUGUAUUUGUAACCUAUCCUGAUGUUAAAAAUAAUGGCAUGUACAAUCUUCCAGAUGCUAGCUAGAUUAAAGAAAUAUUCCAGGUUCAACACAAGUUAAGUUUAACCAACAGCAUAUAUGGCAUACUAUUGAUUACCACAAAAAACAAUAAUUUUGACUUGCCCCUCCUUUUAUAUAAUAUAACAAAAUCUUAAUUGCAGUGAAGCACUUACAAUGGAAGUGAAUGGGACAAUUUGUAACAUUAAAAUACUAUUUCAAAAGUAUGGCCGCAAGACAUAAAUAUGCCGUAAACAUGAUUUAAGUGGUAUAAAAUCACACAAUGUGUAAAGUUAUUGCCAAUUUUACAACUUCGUUGCCAUGUUGAUGUUAUGUCAACAAACCCUAAAAUGACAGUACAAGUGAUGAUUUAAAGAAAUUUACAGCCCAAAUAAUGCAUGAGUUUAAACAGAAGAAUGAAUGCAAGUACUUUUAUAAAGUUAUAAGCUUCACAUUUCUGUCUUUAAACCUAUUUUUAAAAUGAUAUUCUGUUUUAUAGA